AUGACGGACUCAUCAACGCCAGAUAUGACCUUAACGGUCCACCACCAUGGCAAACCACACACCUUCACCCUGGCCCCGGACGCAACACUGCAAGACCUCUCCUCCACCAUCGCCGACACCCUCAACAUCCCAAUCGAGAACCAGAAAAUCCUCAUCGCCCCGAAACCAGGCAUGCAGAAGCACCCCUUCGCGCCGACCCCGCUCUCAACCCUCCUCCCCCUCACCUCUCCCAAAUUCAAACUCACCCUCCUCGGCACCCCAGCCCAGGAAAUCGAAUCCCUGAACGCCCAAACAGCCGAAACCCGCCGCCGCCUUGAAGCCCGCGCCGCCGCUGCCGCAAAACACCGCACCCGGCGCCCCGCUCCCAGCAUCGCAGGGGGCAUCCACACCCUCUCAAGCGCCGGCAGCAACACCUACACCUUCCACCGGCUCCUCCCGCUCUCAUACCUGCCCAAUCCGUCGCGGUCGCUGGAGUUUCUGGCCCGCCUGCGUGACGACCCGGGCAUCCGCGCCGCCAUGGCAAAGCACCGCUUCUCGGUCCCGCUGCUGACGGAGAUGGAUCCGGCCGAGCAUACCACGAGCGAAUCCCGCACGCUCGGUCUGAAUCGGAAUAAAGGCGAGGUGAUCGAGCUGCGGCUGCGCACGGAUGCGUACGACGGAUACCGCGAUUACCGGACGAUUCGCAAGACGCUGUGCCAUGAGCUGGCGCACUGUGUGUUUAGCGAGCAUGAUCGGGAUUUCUGGGAUUUGACGGCGCAGAUCGAGAAGGAGGUGGAGCGGGCGGAUUGGAAGCAUGGGGGAAGGAGGUUAACGGAUGAAGAGUUUUAUAAUCCCGGGGACUGGGAGCGGGAGAAAGAUGCGGCUGUGGUGGAUGAGAGGGGGUGGACGGGGGGCGAGUUUGUGCUAGGGGGGUUGAGGGAUGAGAGCAGUGGUGUAGAAAGUCGACGGGAGAUUAUAGCUCGCGCGGCGGAGGAGAGGAUGCGCAGAGAGAGGGAGAGAGAAGGGGCACAGGGAGGUGAUAGAUGA
This is a messenger RNA of Aspergillus fumigatus Af293, 1026 nucleotides long. RefSeq names its product putative zinc metalloproteinase. The coding region runs from base 1 to 1026 and encodes 341 amino acids. NCBI's taxonomy places the organism in Eukaryota, Fungi, Ascomycota, Eurotiomycetes, Eurotiales, Aspergillaceae. The record is from RefSeq and is a predicted model, not a curated record. Gene Ontology annotation, molecular function: proteasome binding. The transcript has a single exon.